Tetrahymena thermophila SB210 is the source of this 2463-nucleotide messenger RNA. RefSeq lists its product as hypothetical. The record is from RefSeq and is a predicted model, not a curated record. The transcript has 2 exons. NCBI's taxonomy places the organism in Eukaryota, Ciliophora, Oligohymenophorea, Hymenostomatida, Tetrahymenidae.
AUGAGUAUCAAAGAGUCAUUUAAGUAAGCAAGAAGUAAAUCUUAUGCAACAUAGAAGUAAGCAGCAGAAAAUAUAGGCAUUUAAAGAGGAUCAGUCCUUUUUACUAAAGAAUUCAAUAAUAGUCAAAUAUUUAAGUAAAACAAUAACAAUUACCUCUCUCAGCAGCCUAAAGCAAUUGAUUUGAUUUAGAAAAAAAGAAAUUAGAAGAAUAGUAUUGGAUUUUUAGACUCUGCAGAAACUCAGCCUUCAACAAGAGGAAAUACAUUUUAUCAUAAAUCACAUGAAAAUAGAGCGAUGGAGAAGAAUAAUAGUUAACCAAAUGUAAAAUAUUAAACUCUAUAAUAAACUAUACCAACUGGAAAUUUAACGACACAACCUGAUUCUAUUUAUGAAAGUGUAGAGGCAAUUUAUCCAGAGUUUAAAAAGAAAGUACUGUUAAAAAGAUAAGCAUAAAAAACUGAAUAUGAAAAAGAUAGCGAAGAAGCAAUACAAAGAUUCAAAACAGAAAUGUAUUAAAAUGAUAAGUUUUUGUAUAAAAGCUAAUAACAGCUAAGAGAAAUUGAAGAGAAAGAAUAAUAUGAGCUUUUUAAAAAAGAGAUAGAAAUUUAAUAAAAAAUAUUAAAAAAUAAAGAAGAUCUUUAAAAAUCUGAGCUUCAAGUCAAGCAAUGGCCAAAUAUUUGGAAAAUGGUUCGCCAUUUUCAAGAAACAUAAGCACAAGAUGUUGCAGAUAUGCUAAAAACUAAGGAUUUUUUAGAUGAAUUUGAUCAAUAAUUUUAAAAUUAAAAACAAAUAUCUGAAAAUGCAAAAUAAAUCUAAGGUUUGAGUGAACUCAAAAAAAAUAAAGGAUAUGCUCACGCCACAAUAUCUUCUUCUAAUCUUAUUAAAACAUUAUAGAACGAAAACAAUCCAAUUAAUAAAAACAAUGGAAAUAAGUAAAAAUAGAAUAUACAAUCUUUCUUAGAGAAAGAAUGCAAGAAAGCAAAAAUGAUGGCAGAAGAACUUGAAAUAUAGCAAAUAUUUAGAAAUGGAAUUAAUACCGAAAACGCAAACACAUUUAGUGAUGUCAAUAAAAUAAAUACUAAGAUAAAAAAGUAUUGUAAACUUAUCAGACCAAAAGGAGCUAGUCUUUCCAGCAAAGUUGAAUAAAAGUUCGUGGAUAAUAAUAUGAAGUAUUUUUUGAUUUCCAGUACUAUUGAUAUUGAUUAAACUUAAAAAAUAAUGUUUAAACAGUAAUUUGAAAAAAAUAAAACACUGACUAAUAACUUUGGAAAUUCAAGUUAGGUUUAAAUACAAUCUAAGGUAAUGUAAGAAUUUUAAAAGCAGAAUUUAAAUAACAAAAACAACGAUGACUACUUAAAUGAUAAUGUUAUUCUUUUUCCUACUGAAAUAGAUUAAAUUUUAUAAUCCUAAGAGUAUUAAGACUCUCCAAAAAGCAAAACUCAUCAUAGUAAUUAAAAAUAAGGUAAUUUUUUAGAAAGUAUACAAUAGAAUAACUUGUAGCAAACGAUACAGGAAGAAAAUAUUUAUGAAAAUUUAUCAACUCCUCCUUCAAACACUGAGAGAAGAAUUAGUAUUCCAAAAAUUGUUAAUGGCAGGAUUACACUGGAAGUAAAAAGGUUCAUUAAAAAAAAUUUGCCUCAGACAAAACAUUUUGUUCAUUACCGAUAAAGAAAAGACAAGAGAUCUAUCUCCAUGAAUACUCAUAAAUUUCCAAAAUAUGAUGAUCAGGAAGCCCACAAAUUAGAUUUAACAUGUACCAGAGAGUAGUAGAGAAGUAUAAAUAUUAAUAAAAGUGUAAAUGAUUGGGGAUCUUAAUUCAGAACAAUAAAUAGCUCAAGUUACCAUCAAAGAAGUACUUCUGUGAUAAACAGUAGAUAAGAUUUAUAAAGAAGUUAAAUGCAAAGUAGGUAGGGUACUUCUGUUUAGUUAAAAACAGAAGGUGAUUAAAAUUAAUAGUUCUUUAAUGAGAGCUAGUCUAAAAUAAAUGAAAUACUUCUAAGUUGUGCAAAAGUCAAGAAUGAAAAAUACAAUGAUGAAAUAGAGAGAGAGGAAUAUUCUUAAAAGAGGACUGCUAAAGACGUAAUAAAGGCUAUGGAAAAAUUGAGAGAUAAUAAAACAGAAAAAAUAAAGACAAAGUUGCUGAAUUAGUCUGAAUUAAUUGAAAAAAAUGAUAUUGAAAUGCUAGGUGAGGGAUAAAAAGUAUUAAAUUACUUAGAAGAUCAAAUAGUUUAAAGUAAUUGGGGUAAAAAAAUAUAAAAUUAAGAGUUAGAGUAUAAAAAAGACUUAAUCAGAUAAAAAAUGCUUUAAUCUUAAAAUGGAAAUGUUAUAAAAGCUUCUUAAGUUUCUCAAAUACAUAAAAAAAAAUUAGAAAAAAAUAAGAUAUAAUAGAAAUGCUUUAUUCAAUCUUAAGAAAAGCAACUUUCGAAAUACAUAAACUUUGCAGAUUACAUAGGAUACAAAUGA